Cuculus canorus (common cuckoo) is the source of this 2302-nucleotide messenger RNA. RefSeq names its product olfactory receptor 52E4. Lineage: Eukaryota; Metazoa; Chordata; Aves; Cuculiformes; Cuculidae. Gene Ontology annotation, biological process: G protein-coupled receptor signaling pathway. Gene Ontology annotation, molecular function: olfactory receptor activity; G protein-coupled receptor activity. The transcript is spliced from 2 exons. The record is from RefSeq and is a predicted model, not a curated record. Gene Ontology annotation, cellular component: membrane. The coding region runs from base 782 to 1747 and encodes 321 amino acids.
GCCAUGUCUUCUCCAGGCUGGACAACCCCAAAUCUCCCAGCCUGUCGUCGGAUGGGAGGUUCUCCAGCCCUGGCAUCAUCUCCAUGGCUUCCUCUGGACCUGCUCCGACAGCCCCAUGUCCUUCCUGUGCUGAGGACUCCAGAGCUGGAUGCAGGGCUCCAGGUGGGUUCUCACCAAAGCGGAGCAGAGGAGCAAAAUCCCGCCCCCCCUCGCCCUCUGCUCUCACGGCUUUGGAUGCAGCCCAGGACACGGGUGGUUUCUGGGCUGUGAGCACACGUUGCCGGCUCUUGUUGUGCUUUUCCUCCACCAACAUGUUGACUCAUUUCAUUUCUGUGGGCAGCCCAGUCAUGCUUUGUUUCUAUGAUGCUGAGUGCUUGGGCUUUCUUGGUUCAGGAUAUUUGCGUCUGUCUCUGAGUGUGAACAGGGAAUCAGCUCUGCUGUUCAAAACAAUCGCUUCCUCAUGCAUGUAAUCAGUAUUUCUGCGUGCAGCAGCCUCACAGCUUUGUUUUUCAGCCCUGGCAUCACUUUCUCAUCUCACCUGCCUCAUGGGUAAUCCCUGGGUUGAGUUUGGAUAUUUAAGAGCCGACUGUCAUUGCAGAAGUGCUGAAAAGUAGCAGCGUUCCGUUUUGACUCGGGUGAGUCAGCCCGGGAUCCAGGCUCCAGGGCCCCGCAGACCGUGCUGGCGCAGCUCUGCGACCCUUUCCUUGGCUGGUGGAGGAGCCCAAAGGUUCUUGACCCAAAGGUUCUUGACCCAAAGGUCUUUCCAAGUGCCAGGUGAACCAUGACACUGUUCAACCUUACCAGCUUGACCCCAGCAAUGUUCAUCCUGGCUGGCAUUCCAGGCAUGGAGAAGCUGCACAUCUGGAUCUCGAUCCCGUUCUGCUCAAUGUACCUGGCUUCCCUGCUAGGAAAUGGCAUCAUCUUGUUUGUCAUCAGGACAGAACACAGCCUCCACCAGCCCAUGUACCUCUUCCUCUCCAUGCUGGCCAUCGCUGACGUGGUGCUGUCGACCACAACCGUCCCCAAGAUGCUGGCUCUGUUCUGGUUCAGUGCAGGGGAGAUCUCCUUCGGCGCCUGCCUGACCCAGAUGUUCUUCUUGCACUUCACUUUCUCGGCUGAGUCAGUGCUCCUGCUGGCCAUGGCGUUUGACCGCUUUGUGGCCAUCUGUAACCCCUUGCGAUACGCGGCGGUGCUGACUCCAUCAGCCGUUGUCAAAACUGGGCUGGUGGCCUUGCUGAGAAGCUUCUGCAUCAUUUUCCCGUGCGUCUUCCUCCUGAAGAGGCUGCCGUUCUGCGGGCACAACGUCAUCCCACACACCUACUGCGAACACAUGGGCAUCGCCCGCCUGGCCUGCGCUGACAUCUCCAUCAACGUCUUGUAUGGCCUCAUCGUGCCGUUUGCGGCCAUAGUGGUGGACGUUGUCCUCAUUGCAGUCUCCUACAUCUUAAUUCUGCCGGUGCUGGUCAGGCUGCCAUCCAAGACCGCCCGCCACAAGGCUUUCAACACCUGUGGCUCCCACCUCUGUGUUAUUUUACUCUUCUAUAUUCCAGCUUUUUUCACAGUUCUAACUCACCGCUUUGGCCAGGAAAUCCCCCACCAUAUCCACAUUCUCCUGGCCAACCUGUACGUGCUCUUCCCACCGCUGCUGAACCCUGUGGUGUACGGCGUGCGGACACAACAGAUCAAAACGAAGGUUGUGAAGAUCUUUGUCUGCCCCAAGAGAUGUUGGCUGCGAGAACAAGAGUGAGAUCAUGGAAUCAUGGAAUGGUUUCGGUUGGAAGGGACCUCAAAGCCCACCCAGUCCCACCCCUGCCAUGAGCAGGGACACCUCUCAAUGGAUCAGGGGGCUCCAAGCCCCAUCCAAGCUGGCCUUCAACACCUCCAGGGAUGGGGCAGCCACCACUGCUCUGGGCAACCUGGGCCAGGACCUCCCCACCCUCAUGGGAAAACAUUUAUCCCUAAAAUCUCACCUCAAUCUCCUCCCUUGCAGCUCAAAACCUUUCCUCUUAUUCCAUCCCUGCACUCCCUGAUCAAGAGCCCCUCCCCAGCUUCCCUGGAGCCCCUUUCCCUACUGGAAGAUGCUUUAAGGUCUCCCUGUAGACUUCUCUUCUCCCAGCUGAACAACCCCAACUCUCUCAGCCUGUCCUCAUAGCAGAGCUGCUCCAGUCCUCACAUCAUCUCCAUGGCCUCUGGAGUCCUCUGGACUCGCCCCAACAGCUCCACGUCCUUCCUGUGCAGAGGACUCCAGAACCAAACACAGGUCUCCAAGUCGGGUCUCACCAGAGAGGCAAAAUCCCCUGCC